Aureobasidium melanogenum CBS 110374 is the source of this 336-nucleotide messenger RNA. RefSeq lists its product as uncharacterized. The coding region runs from base 1 to 336 and encodes 111 amino acids. The transcript is spliced from 3 exons. The record is from RefSeq and is a predicted model, not a curated record. NCBI's taxonomy places the organism in Eukaryota, Fungi, Ascomycota, Dothideomycetes, Dothideales, Saccotheciaceae.
AUGGCAAAGAAUGAAGAUUAUCGCACUUAUUCCCUUUUGUUCUCGGAGUCCGAGUACGAAGACUCAACUGCUCUCGAGAGUGACUUGGACGACCAUAUCGAGUCUGACGCUGUCGACAUCCCUGCUCCUGUUGAGGCUCCAUUGAGGAAGAGUGGAUCAAAGACCAAGUGUUCCUGGUGUCCCAUGCAGUUCACGAGCCCCCAGAAGCUCCAUGAACACCUCGAAAAGAAUCUUCCCUCUCAUCUACGAAAGACUACUGCCGUCAAGAAACUAUCAGCCGCCUCUGCUAGCCAGAGGAACAAGUUCCCUUUCUCGAUCCUCACCGCAGGUCGUUGA